AUGUAUCUGAGGGCUGCAACCAACAACAGGGCAGAGACUGCUCUAGGUUACUUCCUCGAGGCAGUAGGAAAGCACAAGUUCCCUCACGGUAUGCAUACUGUUUGGGAAAACUCGGAUAUUGGCAGACAGUUCAGCAUUUUUCAACACGGUCAUACAUGGGUUGUUGGUAGCAGAAGUCUUCUAGGUUGUGGGCAUGUUUUGACCCCUGUCGAAGCCUUUCGCGUCAAAAGCAACGCAGCCCUGCGAUUCAACAAAGCACACGCUCAGCUACAUGGCCGUGCACAACAGGUCUUUGGCAGUUUGAAAAGCCGUUUCCAGUGCCUCCGUGACAUCGGCCCCAUUCAGUCACCUGAGUUGGUGGCAUGCACCAUCAAAGCCUGCUGUGUCCUACACAACAUCUGCAAGAAGUUCUCUGUGCCGUUACCCUUGGAUUUUAGCACAGAACCACUCCAUCCACCAUCAGAGGUGGUGAACAUCCUGGCAGAGCAGCCAUUUGACUACAUGGAAGACACUAAAGAGGAGAUGAUAGAAAUGUUUUUUAAUACUGCAGAAGAUGGAAACGAAUGAGAUGUGACCAGAUGUGUGAAAGAACAGUUAUGAUAGCAAGAAGCCAGAAACCCUUAGUUUAAACCAUGUACUGAAUUCUAUGAAUGAAGUGAACACAGACAAAUGCAUGCU
Messenger RNA from Megalobrama amblycephala (Wuchang bream), 678 nucleotides. Its product is annotated as putative nuclease HARBI1. The coding region runs from base 1 to 567 and encodes 188 amino acids. The transcript is spliced from 3 exons. The record is from RefSeq and is a predicted model, not a curated record. Lineage: Eukaryota; Metazoa; Chordata; Actinopteri; Cypriniformes; Xenocyprididae.